AGGAACCGACCCAAACAAGGGACGACUCCCAUGAUGACACCCUCCCCAUCCCUCCCCCCUCAGGCUCCUUCCCACUCUGGGUGGGAAGGUGGUCCAAGCCCUAGAGAGGACAAAAUUAUUUUUGGCUUUAGCGAUAGUUUGACCAAGGAGGUGGGGGGGUGGGGUGCUGAAGGUUUUGUGAGGAUUUCAUUAGAAGUGUGCACUCCCUCAGCCUGGCCCACCUUCUGCUGCUCUGUCCUCCGUCUCCUGGGUUUUGUUUGGCCAGUACAAUGACCGUAGGGAACAUGGAGAAGGCUCAGCUCUUUGAUGCUGGGAAGAAAGGUCGAGGCCUGAGGGCCACCAAAGGGCUCAAAACAGGGGAAGUGGUCUUCGCAGAAGCCAGUUACUCUGCAGUGGUCUUUGAUAGUUUGGCCACCCAGGUAUGCCACAGCUGUUUCCGCCGUCAGGCCAAACUGCACCGCUGUGCUCAGUGUCGCUUUGCUCACUACUGCGACCGAACCUGCCAGACAGCAUGCUGGGAUGAACACAAGCAAGAAUGUGGAGCCAUUAAGAAGACCGGAAAGGCCCCCAACGAGAACAUCCGCCUGGCUGCCCGUGUGCUGUGGCGUAUUCAUAAGGACAAUGGCGUUGCAGCAGACAGUCAGCUGGUAUCAGUGGACCAGCUGCAGGACCACGUAGACGACCUGCCUGAGGAUGAAGUGAAGAAGCUCCAGACUAAUGUGCACAGCUUCCUGCAGUACUGGUCUUAUGGACGGAAGCAGCACUCAGCUGAAUUCAUUUCUCACAUCUUUGGCAUCAUCAAGUGUAAUGGGUUUACUCUGAGUGACCAGCGAGGGUUGCAGGCUGUUGGUGUGGGUCUUUUUCCCAACCUGUGCCUGGUCAAUCAUGACUGCUGGCCCAACUGCACCGUCGUCCUCAACCAUGGAAACCAGUCAGCUUUGAGUUCUGCUCUUCACUCUCAGAGGAGGAUUGAGCUGCGAGCUCUGGGGGAGAUGGGUGAGGGUGCGGAGCUUACCGUCAGCUACGUGGAUUUCCUCAACCUGUCUGCUGACCGCCAGAAGCAGCUGAGGGAUCAUUUCCACUUUGAAUGCAGCUGCAAGCACUGCAGCGAGCACAUUGGUGAUGGUUUGAUGUCUGCAGCUGCAGAAGGCUGCAAGCUCUCUGCUGAUCAGGUGAAAGAGGUUACUGCCUUCAGUAAGGAGAGUCUGGAGAAGAUUGAAAGGUCCCGUAUUGAAGGGGACUUCAUUGAGGUGUUGAAGUUGUGUCAUGAGUGUCUGGAGAAGCAGGAGAACGCCCUGGCUGAUACUCACCUGUAUAAGCUGCGUGUGCUCAGCGUCGCCAGUGAGGUGCUGUCAUACAUGAGGCAGUUCUCUGAAGCUGCAGCCUACGCCCACAGGAUGGUGGACGGAUACACGAAGUUGUACCACCCCCAUAACGCCCUGCUGGGGCUGGCCAUCAUGAGGGCAGGUGUCACCCACUGGCAUGCAGGGCAGAUUGAAAAGGGCCACAGCUUGAUCUGCAAAGCCUACAGCAUCCUGAUGGUCACUCACGGACCCAACCACUCCAUCACCAGAGACCUGGAGUCCAUGCGCAGCCAGACUGAGGCGGAGCUGAAGAUGCUGAAGCAAGAUGAAGAUGUUCAUCACAACAUGAAGGAUGCUGGUCUGAAGAAGUAGCUCAAAGCCGACUCUGCAAACCUUCACUUCUCAUCUUCCUGUCAGGGACAUCCCUGCUGAUAUCCUGAUGCAGCUCGAUCAUUUAAACCUGGUCCUCUGAAGAACUGCAGUCUGUCCCAAGUCUCUGAGUCUCACGUUGUUCAUUAUCUACAAUAAAACUAAGAUACUCGGGCUGUGACUGUUUACACAUUGAUUAUGUCUUUAACAUUGGAGGGUAGUUUAGUUGUUUUGUUGACGGGUUUUUCAUGGAACUAUCCUGGUCCGGUCCUGGCCUGCUUUGUUCACUUCAUGAAGCUGAACUUCUUUCCUUACGGGUGAUGUUGUUGAUUCCACAUUAUUCCACCGAGACACUAAAACGCAGCAUGAACCGACAGUGCUUGGAUCCCUGGCCCCUCCACAUGUUAAAAUGAUCAGACAGUGAACCAAUAUGUGGUUGUAAAACUAACUUGCUGCAUAACGUUCACAGCCUGCUAAUAGAAAUAUUCUGAAACGCAUUCAGAGGUGAAACUAAAUCAGUUAACUGAUGCUUUUUAAGUAGGAAUAUUUUCCCUCAAAAUCCAUAAAUCAUGUUUUCAGAUGACCUAAUUUUUUCCACACCCACCAUC
This is a messenger RNA of Melanotaenia boesemani (Boeseman's rainbowfish), 2281 nucleotides long. It is a transcript of the gene smyd1a, whose product is annotated as SET and MYND domain containing 1a. Lineage: Eukaryota; Metazoa; Chordata; Actinopteri; Atheriniformes; Melanotaeniidae. The record is from RefSeq and is a predicted model, not a curated record. Gene Ontology annotation, molecular function: protein binding. Gene Ontology annotation, cellular component: nucleus. The transcript has 10 exons. Bases 270 to 1676 code for a protein of 468 amino acids.